AUGUUCAGAAAUAGAAUUGUAAACCAAGUUAUUCGCCAAUACAGAGGACAAAAAUAUGUUGAUUAUGCAAGAGUUACUAUCCUUAGUCCCUACUAUGCCAAAAUUAUCAAAAAACCACAAAGUACGAUAGCCGCCGAGGAAAGUUAUGUAAAAAAAUUUAUGAAAGCUGUCGGAUGGAUGGAUAAAGAGAGAACGCGGCUAAAACUGACAGGCUACUUUCUGUAUGAGUGUGUCCCUGAAAGAGUAUGCUACCAAGAAUGGUUUGAUAUCCUUGAACUUCCUGAUACAUUUGCUUCGUGGUUUAUUAUUACUGAGCUUCAUGUUUGGCUGAUAUUGGUAAGAUAUAUGGCAGAAGAUGUAACAGUGGCUGGAGAGAAAAAGAAGAUGGUUAAAGGAGAUGGCCAUUUUGUUAGAAAUUGUGUUAUUGAAGCUUUGUGGGCAGAUGUGGCUAAUAGGAUAAAAUUACUUGAGGGUGCAAAUAUAGUAGUAGCUAGAAAACAAGUGACUGAACUCUCGGAACAAUUUCAAGCAGCCCUUGUGGGCUAUGAUGAAGGUCUAGAAGAUGAUAAGGUGUUGGCAUCAGCUGUGUGGAGAAGAUUUUAUUCAUUAUCUGUGGAUACUAAGGCAGAACAUGUUGAGAAAAUAGUUCACUUUAUUAGGCAUCAGAUGUCAGCCCUUGAUCAAAUUCCAAGCAAAGACCUGAAAUGGCAACCCCAAAUUACUUGGUUAAGUAUACAUGAUCAUUAG
Messenger RNA from Pieris macdunnoughi, 747 nucleotides. The record is from the annotation of a GenBank genome assembly. NCBI's taxonomy places the organism in Eukaryota, Metazoa, Arthropoda, Insecta, Lepidoptera, Pieridae.